Molecule: messenger RNA, 778 nt
Organism: Jatropha curcas
Lineage: Eukaryota; Viridiplantae; Streptophyta; Magnoliopsida; Malpighiales; Euphorbiaceae
Biological process (GO): gibberellic acid mediated signaling pathway; trichome differentiation; cytokinin-activated signaling pathway
Cellular component (GO): nucleus
Molecular function (GO): DNA-binding transcription factor activity; transcription cis-regulatory region binding
Source: RefSeq, a predicted model, not a curated record
UAUAAAAUAACAUAUGAAGAAAGCUUCUAUUCUACAUAGUUUAGCAUGAGUGCAUCAAGAAAAGAUGCUGACCUUGAGGAAAAACCAUCUUCAGAUUUGAGACUGUUUGGUUUUACGGUGACAGACUGUGAGAAAUCCUCAGUAACAGCAUAUAGCAAACGAUUUGAAUGCCAGUAUUGUCACCGAGGGUUUGCAAAUUCUCAAGCAUUGGGCGGCCAUCAAAAUGCACAUAAGAGAGAACGUGGACGUGCAAAGCGAGCCCAGUUCACAAAAGUUCAAAGGCUCAUAACAGCUAUUCCCAUCAUUACAAAGGAUUCAACAGGAUCAAGACCGUCGUCCAUUUGUGGUAGUACAGGUGCUGGUAUAGCUACGGUGUCGUUGUGUGCACCGGCACCACCAAGUACGGGAGGCGCUCCUCAGGUUGUAGGCCCGAGUGGUGUAGGGCUUAGAUCAGCUCCUCCGUUGAUUGCACAAGUUAACAACGGAGCAGAUGAUGACGUUGAUCUACACUUGCGGCUAGCGCCGUAUUCAUGAGAGACGAUUGACCUGCUGCUGGUAAUUCCAUGGCGGAUAUAGUAAUAAUAUGAGGUUGGACGGGACAAGCCAGAGGGAAAACGGUACCGUGUAGUAAUACUAUAUCCGUACGUGUUAUCUAGUUACAAGAUACAAGAGAAGAUUAAUGUGUUUUAUUUUGUAGUAAAAGAAAGCUAGUUUGUCCAAUUAUCAUUAAUUUGCAUGCUUGAUCAAUUAAGUAUUAUUAAUUAAUUAAUUAGUUAAA